This is a messenger RNA of Paramormyrops kingsleyae, 2703 nucleotides long. Its product is annotated as forkhead box protein G1-like. Gene Ontology annotation, cellular component: nucleus. Gene Ontology annotation, molecular function: sequence-specific double-stranded DNA binding; DNA-binding transcription factor activity. The record is from RefSeq and is a predicted model, not a curated record. Lineage: Eukaryota; Metazoa; Chordata; Actinopteri; Osteoglossiformes; Mormyridae. Gene Ontology annotation, biological process: regulation of transcription by RNA polymerase II.
AGCCUUCUCAAUGAGGCAGGACAGCUGGAAACAUCCUAAAAUUACCUCAAGUUGCUAGCUCCUCCCCUUCGGUGAUGUCGUGGUAAGACAGAACCUCCUUAAUUACUAAUUUCCCCAUCCCACUCCAAGCGCUCCUCUGUCCUAGAAGUUCCCUCAUGCAUGCAAUGUCCUGAUCCGAUCGCGUCUGACCUUUUAUUUUUUAAACACAAAACCCAAGACUUGCGAGUGCCCAGCAUGGGAGAUAAGAAAGAGCCGACAAUGGUGCACAAAUCCACUUCGUUUAGUAUCAAGAGCCUGCUGCUCCCAUCUAAAUGUGACAAACCCGGCUUAGGGGUUCCAGAAAAAAACAUCCCCCCUUCAGGAUCCGAUUCGGAAAAGUCUCUGGAUCUCACUGAAAUGGAAUCUGCUCCGUUCAACCAGGAAAACAGCCAGAAAGACAAAGAUGAGGGCAGCGACCAAGCUACAGAACCGAACAAAAACGGGAAAUAUGACAAACCACCGUUCAGCUACAACGCUCUAAUAAUGAUGGCUAUUAGGCAGAGUCCUGAGAAGAGGCUCACGUUGAACGGCAUUUACGAGUUUAUCAUGAAAAAUUUCCCUUAUUACAGAGAGCACAAGCAAGGCUGGCAAAACUCAAUUCGUCACAAUCUGAGCCUCAAUAAAUGUUUUGUGAAGGUGCCAAGGCAUUACGAUGAUCCUGGAAAGGGGAACUAUUGGAUGUUGGACCCCUCCAGCGAUGAUGUCUUUAUCGGUGGGACUACAGGGAAACUUCGCAGAAGGUCGGCCACUUCCAGGGGGAAACUAGCAAUGAAGAGGGGACUUCGUUUCGCUCCAUUGGGGCUGGGAUUGAACGACAGAGCGAGUAACCCCUUGUAUUGGCAAAUUUCGCCGUUUUUGUCUCUGCAUCACCCUCAUUAUAAUGGAUCUUCGCCUGGAUUUCUGAAUCAAGGGCACGCAUACGGCUCUCUGCUUUCCGGAGUUGAGCAAUUAGGAAACGGAGACCUUGCCCGCCCGAUUCUGGGAGGAUCUACCGGAGGGAUCAGUUUGACAAAUAGUUACGGCGUGAGCACGUCUCCCGUUGGUUUACUGUCGGGACAGCCUGGGUAUUUUGUGUCCGGCAGCCAACACGCUCAGCCGCUGCAGCCGGCCGGGACUGGGUUCGCGGUGUCGUCCAGCUCGCCUCAGAGCCUCAUCUCAGAAACACUGAGAACGGCAUUGCCUUCAUUCACACCCGGAGCGUCGAGCGGAUUUUCGGGACUUAUGUCCCAUCAAAAGAGAGUGGCGUCCAAUUCUUUCUUAAACUGAUCGGAUCAUUGCAAAGGGAUUGGGGAUGCACUUUUAAAACCACUGCAAACCUGGCGUUUACCCCCCUUAAAUUGCAAAAAGGUAGAAUUUACGUGAUAGUGCGUCCACUUUGCAAGUAAACGACCCCGAUACUAAGUUGUUAUGGCCGUAUUCAUCUGUUCUAAUCUGCGCUGCCGUUUUUUCUUUCAUCUGAAAGGACGAACUUUAGUAGGUUACAGACUAACUAGCCUUUCCAAGGGUAAAAACGUGCGCUACUGUUAUUUAUCACCUGUAGAAAGAAUUUCAGUUGUUUGUGUGUCGGUUAAUUUAUGUUUUAUAUUUAUUAUAAAAUGUAUUUAAAUUUUAUUGUUAUUGUAUAUAUCAACCAAGAUCAACAUACAGAUACUUAAAUUAUUUAUGUAAAUAUUCACUGUUGAUUUUGUGGUUUUGAAAUCGUUUCCUACAGUAAAAAGCGCCUUAAAUUUACAAAUCAGGGUUGUUCAUAUGCACGGGGGAAAAUAGCCUAGCAUACUCGUAGUUUGUAUCUGCUCAGGUUCUCGAUAUACACUUCAGCCAUGUAAUGUACUGCUGUCCAAUGUAUAUAACCUACAGUACCUAACAAGAUUUAUAGACAUGUACAGUCUCCGUUUCUCUUCGGUCUGGGGCAAAUAUUUUUCUCUUUCUUUCUGCAAAGCCGGGGUAUGUGGGUUAUCAUCUCACACUGAUGCGCAUGUCAUAAGACACAGAAAAGUACACAGGCUUAACGCAGGGAAACUGAAUACAUUAUUUACCUUGCUGAUUUUUGGCUCAUUAAAGAAACGUUUGAUGUUUCGUUCAUUCUGUUGUGUUGCUAAACAAAUACCGUUAUCGGGUGUUAUCGAAAGACGGAUUAUUGAUAGUUAUGCUUUUACAAAUGGGACUCUUGGGCCCGUGUUACAGUACAACGCGCUUUAUGAUUCCGUGUGUUGUCGGUGCGGAUGGCCGCGUUACGGCUGAUGAAAAGCGAGCUCGGCAGUUAAAAUGAAUAUCGUGUUUCUUCUGUUCCCUUUCCCUUUCUAAGGAAAUAUACGGUAUUUUUUAUUGCUAUGGGAAAAUAAAUGCAGUAACGCGGUCCACAAAAUUUGAAUCUAAGAUAUGGUCAUCUUGCCAACAUAUUUUGCCAUUCCCUGCAGACAAUAAUAUAGACUUUUAUUUCGAAAAUGUAAUAAAUAAAUUAGGUGUUUACUGCAUAUUUCUUUAUUACGGUAUUAUUUCGGAUGUUUUAUUUGUAUAUGUUUCAUAACGGUUUUGCACUUUUAGGUUUUUUUUUAGGUUCAUUCAUGUACGUAAUUCGUAUUUGCCUGUUUUUGUUGGUGUAUGUAUAUAUAAACCCAUUUUACUUCGUUAAAGUCAACGGUAAUGAAACAUUAAAAUAUUUGU